UAUACAAACUUGUGAAUAGUGUGCGCUAGAUCGGACUAUGAAAGUGUGCAACCGUCUAACCUUCAUGCAUGAUGUUAACGCAGCCUUUGCGGAAGACAAGGCGUACCUCUUGUUGUUAAAGUUCCACUGUUUCCUCCAACUGUUUGCCCAGAGCGGCACAGGACUCGUAUUCAGCCGGACCGGCAGCUGAACUGCUUGCCGCAAUUGUAAAAUACCACACUGGGAUUUUUGGAAACUUUUUUAUGUACAUGACUGCUUACUUUUAAGCAGUGAGCUCUCUCGAAAGCAGUGAUAGGCUACACACAGCGAGUCGAGAAGCAGACACUUUUCAGACUAACUUUCUACGCGUGUGGCCACUGCGUCCUACACUGCCUCAGUGAACUUACACACAGACUGUUGGAGAGGCAAGACUGUUUCAGACAGCAGAACAUUCAGACUAGUUACGGAUCUUUUUGGCAAACCAUUUGAACUGUUUCUGUGAAGGCGCAUGUUCACAGAUUGAGCGAUGGUGGAGCAGACAAACACUACGGACAACACAGACUUGCUUCCCGGUGAAUCCGGGGAGAUGGACCUAGACAUGGACGCGUCCCCAACUCCUGGGUCCCCAAGCUCGACUGGGGAUAAGAUGGACGUCGCAUGGUGCAAGACCCCGACCGGCCACAUCAAAAGGCCGAUGAAUGCCUUCAUGGUCUGGUCGCAGAUCGAGAGGCGCAAGAUCAUGGAGCAGUCCCCGGACAUGCACAACGCCGAGAUCUCCAAGCGCCUCGGCAAGCGGUGGAAACUGCUCAAAGACAGCGACAAGAUCCCCUUCAUACGGGAAGCUGAGCGACUCAGACUGAAGCACAUGGCCGACUAUCCGGACUACAAGUACCGGCCACGGAAGAAAGUCAAGUCCACCAGCGGCAAGGCAAGCGAAAAGGGGGACAGGAGCAGCACCAAGAGCUCAUCCAAGAAGGCUAGUGGGUCAAAAUCCCUCGGCCGGACGCACAAGUCAGGGCUGGGGAGCGCCCGGUCCUCAUCACAUGAACAAGUUUCACACUCCGUCCCCACAGACCACUACUCCUUGUACAAGACCAAGUCAGCCUCAGCAGCGAAGCAGAUACCGGACAAGCCGGCGAAGCGGUCCCACAGUUACGGGGGCAGAAACCAUGACAGCAGCCCGCCUGUGGCUGUGCCAGCCAGUCCCACCCUCAGCAGCUCGGCGGAGUCCAGUGACCCCCUCAGCCUGUACGAAGAUGGAGUGUCCAGCGGUAAAGAAAGCGGGGACGACUCCCCAAACUCGCACUCUGCUGCGCGCCUCAACUACACGCGGGUAGCAUCGCCGACACCCUCUGCCUCACACUCCUCCUCGUCGCAGUCCUCGUCAUCAGACGAAGAAUUCGAAGAUGACUUGCUGGACCUUAACCCAAGCCCCGGCUUCGACAGCAUGUCUCUCGGCAGCAUUGGCUCGGCCGCAUUGGACAGAGAUCUGGAUUUUCAUUUCGAAUCAGGCUCGGGCUCUCACUUUGAGUUCCCCGACUACUGCACCCCUGAAGUGAGCGAAAUGAUAUCAGGGGACUGGCUUGAGUCGACUAUCUCUAACUUAGUGUUCACCUAUUGAAUGCAUAGUACAGAGACACGCUUUGCCAUAUAAGAAAACACAGCCAGUGCUUGUGGUGACAUCUUUAUGACUUUCGUAAAGAUAAAGCAGGAUUGAGAAGUCCCGUUGAAACAAGCCAGAAAACGCUCCGUCAACCACACGACCCACGAGUGUCUGAAAUUACAGAACUAGAACUCCGGAUGCCCUCCCUGACAAGAGCGCAAAUGAAAAUGCUUAGCUUGCUCAAUUGGUAGCUGGGAGGGAUGUUGAAGUCAGUGUGCGACCCAGGCGCAGUCGCUUACUGAAACGAGCGGUGAACCUGGGACACUUGCAGCGGGGCGAGUUGAGGUUGUCUCCCUGAAUGAACUGUGUUUUGAUGAAAAGGGACUCAGCCAGAUGUCUGACCUGGGUAGGGCGAAGGAUGGGACGUGAUAAGCGAGUGAUACUGAAUGGAGAGUCCCUCACCCCCCAUCAUCGACAUGGGUUUAUAUACCACAAGUGGUGGCUUAAAACACUUACAAACCGAAACGCAUGCUCUCAUUUUGAGAUUUAUACAAGAACUGUCUAACAGUUUAACUAGUGUUAAUUUAAAUGUAAUGACGGCGCAAUGUUUGAUGACGCAAAAAGGAACACAAUCACCAGCUUCUGUAACUUCAGGACUGAAAUGCAUCGCAGAUGCGUUUCACUUUCUACACUUCAAUUCAGGACCAAAAUUUACCAGAGGCGUACUUUUCCCCCUCUGCCUUUUUUCCUUUUCCAUCCUCGUGUUUUCUCCUUUUUAUCUUUCUGUGCCCAGAUGACAUUUUAUAUUGACGUGUUUAUACAGGCCAAACAUUUUUACGUUAUUGUUCUUGUAGGUCUCGUGUACACAUGCACAUGUCCGUCUCUCUCCUUCGCGGAAGGGCUAGAAUUGUAUCAUUUUUUUAAUUUAAAUGUUGACUUCUCACACGUAAUGGAGAUUAAAUGUUUCAUUAUUUUCUAAGUGUAUUUUUGUACAAAAUCUAUCGAGGGGGUGUCAAUCGGUGAAUAUCGCUGUUUGGAUUUCCGAUUUUUAUGUCCAGGGGGUUGGGUUGUCUUAAAAUCUGCCCCCUAACCAUGUUUACAGUGUCAAUCUACAGGCUUCUUAAAGACACAGUAUCUCAUUUUUCCAGCAACUAGACAAACAAUCGAGCAUGCAGGAAGGUGUAGCGGCAGCAGUGUCUGCAUUUUAUGUCCUAAUGGGAGAUACUGUACAAUUAAUAAGAAUUUUAAACUAAACAACAUCUUUGUGAUUUUAUAGUCAAAAGGUCGGUUUUAACCACUGGAUGGAAAUACAAACACAUUCUAAAUGCCUAUUGAGUUCGCGAACAAUGAAGUACAGCUUCACUCAAUUGUAUUAGGAUAUUUAAUCUUUUUCUACUUGUUGGCUAAAUGUAGCUCAUUGUUUUAGUAUACUAUGGCAUGGCGAAUAGCAUUUGUACUUCUUAUUCAGGUUUAUGUAGAGCUGUUGUGUUUUAAACAAAAAAUGAUCAACGUGAAAAUAUCUAUGUACAUUGACUGUAUAUUAAGCAAAGACUGCGUGUUUAUGUCUGACGAUACCAUGGCAGGCACUAGAACUUCUAUCUUUAUCUAACGUCCCUAUGUUUAAAGUUGUUGUUCAUGAUUUUGGAAAAAAAAAAGUAUAUUAUAUGCAUUUUUUUAUCGUUUUCAUUUCGUGCAAUAUGAUGUGUACAAUAUUGUUUCUUUUUGUCUAAUCAUGCCAUAUCUCAAACAAUUGAGUAGAGAACUCAAUGCCAGCCAAUUGUGUCAUGUCACUGCCUGUCAGACCUCUGUACAGAACUUUGUUGUUUUUUCAUGAAGAAGGAAAUAAAAUCAGCUGGAACUGAAUCCCCAAA
Messenger RNA from Engraulis encrasicolus (European anchovy), 3453 nucleotides. RefSeq names its product SRY-box transcription factor 4a (gene sox4a). Lineage: Eukaryota; Metazoa; Chordata; Actinopteri; Clupeiformes; Engraulidae. Gene Ontology annotation, biological process: positive regulation of transcription by RNA polymerase II; cell differentiation; anatomical structure morphogenesis. Gene Ontology annotation, molecular function: RNA polymerase II cis-regulatory region sequence-specific DNA binding; DNA-binding transcription activator activity, RNA polymerase II-specific. The record is from RefSeq and is a predicted model, not a curated record. The transcript has a single exon. The coding region runs from base 506 to 1600 and encodes 364 amino acids.